AUGAGCUACGCCUCGAACCGCACGCCCGGUGUCGCCCGGGCGGCCGUGGCGAGCACCGGCGCUAGACAGCGCGACGUGCGCGCGAGCUCCGUCGCCCCAUCGUCCGCGGCAGCUUCCGGCGAGACCUCCGUGAGGCUCUCGUCGUCGGCCGCGCAGCCGAUGGUCGGGCUGGGCACGUGGCAGGCCCCCAAGGGCCAGGUGCGAGACGCGGUGAAGGCCGCCCUGGAGGGGGGAUACGUCCAUCUCGAUUGCGCUGCGGCGUACGCGAACGAGGAGGAGGUCGGCGAGGCCCUCGCGGACGCGUUCGCCCGCGGCGUGGCGCGCAGGGACGACCUAUUCAUCACCUCCAAGCUGUGGAACGAUCGGAGGCGCCCCGCCGACGUGCGCGCGGGGCUGCUCCAGACGCUCAAGGACCUGCGGCUCGAGUACCUCGACCUCUACCUGAUCCACUGGCCGGUGUGUUGGCGCAGGGGCACGCUGCUGCAGGACGACGCGGAUGCCAGCAUCCUCGAGUGCUGGCGGGAGCUGGAGCGAUGCGUGGACGAGGGGCUCAUCAGAUCCAUCGGCGUUUCCAACUUCUCCGAGGCGAGGCUGGAGGAACUGAUCCGCGACGCGCGCAUAAAGCCCGCGGUGAACCAGAUAGAGUCGCACCCCCUGCUCCCGAACACCGAGCUCGUGCGGUGGUGCCAGUCCAACGGCGUCGCGGUCACCGCCUACUCGCCCCUCGCUCAGGGCGGUAAGGUGUUCGCGGACGAGACUGUCGUCUCAAUCGCCGCCAAACACGGGGUGACCCCGGCGCAGGUGCUGCUCCGUUGGAACGUGGAACGCGGGGUGGUGGUCAUACCCAAGUCCGUCACGCCCGCGCGCAUCGCGCAGAACGCGGACGUCUUCGGGUUCGGGCUAGACGCCGAUGACAUGCGAAGGAUGGAAUCGCUGGACGCCGACGCGACCACCACGCCUAGCCCGUGGAGCGACAUUGGACCCGCGGCGAGAAGAAACAAAAUCUUACGGCCGCUGCUCAGCGCGGUGCUCAGGCCGUUCUUUUGGAUAGUCAGGGUGGACGUGCAGAGGAUGGGUCGCAAGGGGUUCAUCUCGUGGGCGUGGAGUCGCGACGAGAACCUCGACUGA
Messenger RNA from Micromonas commoda, 1128 nucleotides. RefSeq lists its product with no specific name. Gene Ontology annotation, cellular component: cytosol. Gene Ontology annotation, molecular function: aldose reductase (NADPH) activity. The transcript has a single exon. Lineage: Eukaryota; Viridiplantae; Chlorophyta; Mamiellophyceae; Mamiellales; Mamiellaceae. The record is from RefSeq and is a predicted model, not a curated record. Bases 1 to 1128 code for a protein of 375 amino acids.